Messenger RNA from Parasteatoda tepidariorum (common house spider), 2085 nucleotides. Lineage: Eukaryota; Metazoa; Arthropoda; Arachnida; Araneae; Theridiidae. The record is from RefSeq and is a predicted model, not a curated record.
GAAACAUUCCUUUUUCAGCAAUAGUUCUGGAGAGUGGUGUAAUUUUAAUGCUAUUGCAUAGUAUCAGGGGUCGCAUUCCCCCUAAAAUUCAUAAAAUUCCUAAAACUUUGUACAAACCCUAAAAUUCCAAAAAAUCUGCUAAAAUUUUGUUGGCGUUCCUAAAAAAUUUGAGUUAUAGGAAUAAAUCACAGAGAAAACGAAAAUGCCGCGCCUCUUUCUUUUUGUACCGAAUUUGUUUACGUCAUCGCUUCUCUGCAAGGAGAGGAGGGUGAGAGGAGACGCGGGACGGCGGUUGGGGAAGAAAGACGACGACCUUCGGUGUGACGACAUUCAGGCGAGUGAUUGGUUUUUUUUAUCACGUGGUUAUUUUCACUCCUAAGACGUCACGGGCCUCUCCUCUCCCCCCUCUCCACCUGUCUCUCUUUUUGUUCAGCGUGGUUCUGAAAUCUUUCGCCAUCUUGGUUGAUUUGUUAUUUAUAAAUUGAUGCUAUGGGAAAAGGACGAACAAAAUUCCAGACGGAUUGGUUUGAAAAAGAACUAGAUGGUGUUUUGCUUAAAGAAUGGUUGGAAUCUGUGACUGGAAAUGACUAUUCCGCGAAAUGUAGUUUAUGCUGUGAAACAUUCGAAGUAUCUGGAAGUGGAUUCGCACAAGUACGAUCGCAUCAUAAAGGGAAAAAACAUCAUCGGAAAUUUGAUGAAAGAUUUAAAGGAAAUGGUCAAUCAACAAUAUUCAAUUGGGUGCAAAAUAAAAGCAGUGAUACAGCUGUUCUUAGCCAGCAAAGUCAAAUUUUGAAAGCUGAAACUUUAUGGUGUUUACAUGUGGCUAAAAAAAAUAUUUCUUUUAAAUCUUGUACGGAUACAGUGGAUUUAUUUAAGGUAAUGUUUCCAGAUUCUCCCAUAGCGUCGGCAAUGCAACUUAAAGAGAAAAAAACUGCCUAUGUUUUAAACCAUGGUGUAUCUAAAUAUUUUGAAGAUCUUUUAAUGAAGGAUAUUGACAGUGCAACAAAAAUAACAUUAGCAUUUGAUGAGAGUACAAAUGUACAGAACAAGCGGCAACUAGAUGUAUAUGCCAGAUAUUGGUCUGCCGACUUUAAUUUGGUAGUAUGUCGAUAUUUAAAAAGUGUAUUUUUAGGCCAUGCUACGGCAGGUAUUAUUUUACAUGAAGUUUUGGAUGUUUUGUCUACUUAUAAGAUUCCAUUGAAUAAAGUAAUAUGUCUUUCAAUGGACAAUCCUAAUGUCAACAAAAGUGUCAUGAGGAAAUUUUCGGAUCAAAUUGGUUCGAAUACGUUAUUGCCAAUUGGCACCUGCAAUUUGCAUGUGGCAAAUAAUGGUUUUAAAGUUUUUCUGAAUUCUUUAGAUGUCAACUUUGAUGAGUUCGCCAAUGAUAUAUAUUUUUUUCUUAAGAACAGUGCUGUACGCAGGGAGGACUUUAAUCACAUGGAAGAAAUAACGGAAGGGACGGCUCAGUUUUUAUUGAGACAUGUAAACAGUAGAUGGCUUACAGCCGGCCCUGUAGCUCAGAGGCUAGUUGAGCAAUGGGCAAAUAUCUCUGAAUAUUUUUUGUGUUUUUUACCUAAGCAAAAAUUGCUCACUAAGCAACUAAGUUCUUCGAGCAAAUAUAAACGUAUUUGUGAUAAUUUAAAAGAGCCAUCAAUCUUGUGCUUUCUAGCUUUUAUUGCUUAUACCCAUAAGCACUUUGAAACCUUUUCGUUGUGUUUUCAAAGCGAAUCCCCAAAAAUACACUUGCUGUUUAGUGAAAUGAAUAAGCUAAUCAGACAAGUUAUGAUGCUGUUCAUUAAAGAUGAUAUUGUUGCAGCUAAGGAAGGCACAGAUUUAAGGGACAUUGAACUUGAAAAUGGUAAAAAUUGGAAGAAAUCGUCUUCGAUCGAGAUAGGCAUACGUCUCAUAAAAGAAGGAACAGAAAGAUUGAAGAAAGCUGCAGGAAUGCAAAACAUUGUGGAGAUGACUGUUGCACAAAACUUGAUAUCUGAAGGAACUGAUCAGCUAACAAAAUUAGAGUCGGAGUUGACUGUUUUUGAAACUGGAAGAGACCAACUUUUGUCAAAGAGACUCAAAAUUAAAUGA